This is a messenger RNA of Dermochelys coriacea (leatherback sea turtle), 3131 nucleotides long. RefSeq names its product zinc finger protein 572-like. The coding region runs from base 298 to 1521 and encodes 407 amino acids. The transcript has 3 exons. NCBI's taxonomy places the organism in Eukaryota, Metazoa, Chordata, Testudines, Dermochelyidae. The record is from RefSeq and is a predicted model, not a curated record.
CGGGGCUGCAAAGAGCGCAGGGACCUUCCUGUCCCCGCACCCCCGAUUCCCGAGCCCGGCUUUGUGUAUGUCCCGGGGGCCGGAGGCGAUCGGGAGCGGGGCCCCGCGGGGGCGCAGCGAAGCGCAGCCGGAGGAAGCUCUCGGGGCAGGGAGAGAGGCAGCAGCGGCAGGAAAUCGCUGCCCGGAGAAGUGGCUGCAGCGACGAGGGGAUCCGAGCCGGAGAGACCCCGGGCCAGCCCGUGUGUGUGUGUGUGGGUGUGUGCAGGAUUCCUGGACCCUGACCCCAGGAUCUCCGGGAUGCAGCGCCGGGACGAGCCGUGUGUCUGGGAUCUCCAGGGCGCUGAGGAAAGGGAGACCCUGAUGGUCAUUUCUUCAGGUGCAAGAGCGGAGGAGAAUCCCCAGCAGGAGGGGUGUGUGGGAGCGAACCCACACGGGAUGCCCAAGAGCCCCGAGCAGAGAGAUGCUGGCAGGCCAGGAUGGCAUCAGGGAGAACCCCUAGAGGAGAGACCUGAUGAGUGUGAAGCUUAUGGGAUCCCUGAAAACAUCAUUAUUCUGGAAACCACCUACCUGGGAGAGAGACCCUAUAAAUGCCUUGUCUGUGGGAAAUCCUUCAGCCAGAGCUCCCACCUUGUCCAGCAUCAACGGAUCCACACGGGGGAGCGACCCUACAACUGCCCCGACUGUGGGAAGAGCUUUAGUCAGAGCUCCCACCUCGCCCAGCACCAGCGCAUCCACACCGGGGAGAGGCCCUACCAGUGUGUUGAAUGCGGGAAGAGCUUCAACCGCAGCCACACGCUGGCCAAGCACGUCCGCACCCACAUGGGCUCGCAGCCCUACAUCUGCCCUGAGUGCGGGAAGAGCUUCAGCCUCAGCUCCCUCCCUCAGCACCUGCGAUCCCACCUGCCGGGGAAGCUGUACACCUGCUCCGAUUGUGGGAAGGACUUCAGCAGCAGCUCCAACUUGGCCCAGCACCAGCGCACUCACACGGGUGAGCGGCCCUACAAAUGCUUGGACUGCGGGAAAGGCUUCAGCCAGAGCUCCAACCUGGUGAAGCACCAGCGCACCCACACGGGGGAGAAGCCUUACAAAUGCACCGAGUGCGGGAAGUGCUUCACCCAGAGCUCCACCCUCAUCCAGCACAGGCGGAUCCACCGGGGCGAGCGCCCCUACAAGUGUCCUGAGUGCGGGAAGAGCUUCGGCCUCAACUCGUCGCUGGGGAAGCACCUGCGCAUCCACACCGGGGAGCGGCCCUAUGAGUGCGUGGAGUGUGGGAAGAGCUUCAACCUGAGUGCCAACCUCAUCCAGCACCAAAGGAUCCAUCGUGGGGAACGGCCCUACAAAUGCCCUGAGUGUGGGAAGUGCUUCAAUCUGAAGUCCACCCUGGUCAAACACCUGCGCACCCACACAGGAGAGAGACCCUAUAAAUGCACGCAGUGCGGGAGGAGUUUCAUCGACAGCUCAAAGCUCAGCAAACAUGCCAGGAACCACGCAGCAGAGAAGUCUCCCCAGGAGGUGCAGUAAGAUCCUGCGUAGCAGGAUCUGCAAAGGGGCUCUGUCUUGGCCCUGGUGCGACAGCUGCUGGAAUAGUGGUACUGAUUCUGUUGCCCACAGUUCAAGAAGGAUGUUAAUAAAUUGGAGAGGGGUCAGAGAAGAAGGAUUAUGAGGGGUCACUAGAAUGAUGAAAGGAUUGGAAAACCUGCCUUAUAAUGAUAGAUUGAGUUCCUUGAGUCUAUUUAGUUUAACAAGGAGCGGGUUAAGGGGUGACUUGGUCAUAGUCGAGAAGUAUCUCCAUGGGGAACAAAUCACUCUUCAGUCUAGCAGCAAAAGGUUUGACUCGAUCCAAUGGCUGGAAGUUGAAGCUAGACAAAUUCCAACUAGAAACAAGGCACAAUUUUUUAACACUGAGGGUAAUUAGCCAUUGGAACAAUUUGUCAAGUGUCUUGGUGGAUUCUCCAUCACUGGCACAUUUAAAAUCAUGACUGGAUGUUUUUCUAAAAGAUCUGAUCUAGUUCAAAUAGGGAUUAAUUCAGGGAUGUUCUCUGGCCUAUGAGACAAGGAGGUCAGGCUAGAUGAUUACAAUGGUCCCUUCUGGUCUUGGGAUCUAGGACUCUGUAAUGGACAACUUUUUCCAUGGCGAGGCCAGAAAUUAGAUGCCCCAAAUGAAUCUAUGGCUCUUGAGUUGCCCUGUGUAGAACCAUAGAUUUCAAGGCCAGAAGAGGCCAUUAGAUCAUUCUAGUCUGACCUCCUGCAUAACACAGACCAGAAAAAUCUCACCCAGUGUUUCCUGCAUCCGGCCAAGAGGCCCAUGGUUCCACUUGGAUGAGGCCCAGAUUUUUCAAAAGUGACUAGUCAUUUCAAAAAAAAUAUGUUUUUGGUGCUUCUCUUUUUGGUUGAUCACCUUGAGACCCCUUUUAUAGGGGGCUGGUUUUCAAAAGAUGUUGAGCGCCCACCCUCUGAAAACCAGCCCCUUUAAUAUGUCUCCAAGAAACUUAGAACUGGAAGGGCCUUCCUGGGUCACUGAGUCAACUCUGUGCUGUCGCAGGCCAUCAUGGAAUCCUACUCAGAGACUUACCCAGAUCCAUCUUCAAACCAGUUAGGGUGUUUGCUCCUAGUGGGAGGCUGUUCCACAACCUCCCUCAUCUGAUGGUCAGGAACCUUCUCAUUUCCAGCCUAUGUUGAUUCCUGGCCAGUUUGUCCCCAUCUGUUCUUGUGCCAACAUUGUCCUUUAGCUUCAAUAGCUCUUCUCCCUCCAUGGUGUUUUCUGCAUGAUAUAUUUAGAGAGAGCAGUCAGAUCCCCUUUCAGCCUGCAUUUUAGGUAGGCUUGGAAGGAUUAGAUGUUUAUUGGUAAAUGUCAAUUUCACCACACACACAAACCAUCAACAAAAUAUUUCUAUCAAUAUUAAUUGAAAUUGACUAAUAGGCAAAGUAAGAAAAAUGCUGCUUGAGAACUUAUUAGAGUUAAAAUCCAGUGAUUUAGAUGAUUGAAUUGGGCUUGUUACAAAUGGACCGACCAAUGAACAGUAAAACCAGGUAUGAUCUGUUGAUUUAAGGAUAUUUACUUUGUAUAUUGUGAUGUGAUGUUGACAAUUUGUGUUUGAAUGGUUUAUAAAACUUUAACUUUUUGAAUCUCA